GAAAAAAACAAAACCCAGUAGAAAAUUUGCCCCUCCAAACGAUUCACCUUCACCACUAAAAGACUCCACUACGAUGAAAUUCGAUUCAAGGGUCUUAAAAUGGUUAUGGGUAUCGAUUGUAAUGGAGGGUCGAGUGUGAAUGUGCGUACUGCGCAACAUGACAGUGCCAAUAUUUGUUUAUGGCUGAAAAGGGAAGCGCGCAGAGCUGUGAGAGCUAUUUUUGGGGCGCCCCAUAGUCGGCGGUGAUUGAUUCUCCAGCAGCUAAGGGAUUAAGAUUUUCAGGCGCCGUUGCUCAAUCUUGAAGCACUUGGAUCUGAUACCUUUGUGGAUUAUUGCUAGCUGAUGUUGUUUUUGGUUUGAUACUGCUUUUUGUUCCUUGAUUUUCUGUAUUUGGAUCAUUUGUUCAUGCAAUUCUGUACUUGCUACACAUUUUCAGGCGCCUUUACUCAAUCUUGAAGCACUUAGAUCUGAUACCUCUGUGGAUUUAUCGCUAGCUGAUGUUGUUCUUGGUUUGAUACUGCUUUUUGUUCCUUGACUUACUGUAUUUGAAUCAUCUGUUCAUGCAAUUCUGUACUUGCUACACAUUUUCAGGCGCCUUUACUCAAUCUUGAAGCACUUAGAUCUUUGAGUGUGCAGUUUUUUUAAAUUCAUUAUGUUUUUUUUUUCUCUGUUCCUCGCAUCUAUGACAGAUUGGAUAGCAUUUGAGGAAUAGUUAUUAUCCAGUUCAGAAUGAGGAUUAUAUGCAUUCUAGUAUUGAUGCUUCUCUCCAGUGGGAGUUCCUCAAUUGGAGAUAGCAGAAAUGUAUCCACGAGGCCUGAUGUUGUCAACAUUGGGGCUUUAUUCUCUUUCCAUUCUAUGAUAGGAAAAGUUGGAAAAAUCGCGGUAGAAGCUGCCAUCGAGGACGUGAAUUCAGAUCCAUCCGUUCUUGGGGGGACGAAGCUGAAUCUCACUUUACAUGAUACCAAUUACAGUGGAUUUUUGGGCAUCGUUGAGUCCUUGCGUUUUAUGGAGACGAAGACCGUGGCCAUAAUUGGCCCCCAAAACUCUGUAACUGCUCAUGUGAUAUCUCAUAUUGCAAAUGAGCUCCAAGUUCCUCUGUUGUCGUUUUCGGCGACAGAUCCUACACUGUCAUCACUUCAGUUUCCUUUCUUUAUCAGAACGUCACAGAACGAUCGGUAUCAGAUGGCUGCAGUAGCUGCAAUAGUAGACUACUUUGAAUGGAGAGAAGUGGUUGCCAUCUUUGUUGAUGAUGACCAUGGUAGAAAUGGUAUUGCUGCAUUGGGGGAUCAACUUAACGAGAAACGAUGUAAGAUCUCAGUCAAAGUACCAUUGAAGCCUGAUGCGAGUCGAGACGAGGUCACUAAUGCACUUGUUAAGGUGACUUUAACCACGUCUCGAAUACUUGUUGUUCACACUUAUGAGUCCACAGGUAUGGUGGUGCUCAAUGUAGCUCAACAUCUUGGAUUGACUGGACCUGGCUAUGUAUGGAUAGCCACAAACUGGCUUUCUUUGCUACUCGACACGAAUUCUACUCGUCCUCCUGGUUCUAUGGAAAGUAUUCAAGGACUUAUUGCUUUGCGUCUUUAUACUCCAAAUUCUGCACUCAAAAGGAAAUUUGUUUCUAGGUGGACGAAUUUGACUAAUGGAAAGUCGUCGAGCGGCCAACUCGGAUUGAGUACUUACGGAUUAUAUGCGUAUGAUACUGUAUGGAUGCUUGCUCAUGCAAUCAACUCAUUUCUUAAUGAAGGUGGAAAUCUUUCAUUUUCAAAUCUUUCCAAGUUAACUUGGGCUGAUGUUGGAGCUUUGAAUUUGAAUGCCAUGAGCGUCUUCAAUGGUGGGAGGGCACUACUACAGAAUAUUUUAGACGUAAAUUUCACUGGAAUAACAGGUCCAGUUGAGUUCACUCCAGACCGGGACUUGAUUCGCCCUGCGUUCGAAGUGAUCAAUAUUAUCGGCUCAGGGGAAAGGCGAAUUGGUUACUGGUCUAACUAUUCUGGCUUAUCCAUUGUGCCUCCUGAAACCCUUUACUCAAAACCACCUAAUGGAUCCAGUUUAAAUCAAAAGCUAUAUGAUGUGGUAUGGCCAGGACAAGCAGCAACGAAGCCUCGUGGGUGGGCGUUUCCGAACGGUGGAGGGCAUUUGAGAAUCGGUGUCCCAAGACGAGUCAGUUACCAAGAAUUUGUCUCACAAGUAGAAGGAACUGACAUGUUCAGUGGCUACUGCAUUGAUGUCUUCACUGCAGCAAUUAACUUGUUGCCUUAUACGGUCCCUUACAAGUUAAUUGCUUAUGGGGAUGGUGUUACUAAUCCAAGAACAACCGAGCUUGUUCGUCAAAUCACGACCGGGGUCUUCGAUGCAGCGAUAGGCGACAUUGCAAUUAUCACGAACCGAACCCGGAUGGCGGAUUUUACACAACCAUACAUCGAGUCCGGCUUAGUAGUCAUUGCCCCAGUCAAGAAGUUGAACUCUAAUGCUUGGGCCUUUUUACGGCCGUUCACUGCAAAGAUGUGGUGUAUUACUGCUGUUUCUUUUCUUGUAGUAGGCGUAGUUGUUUGGAUUUUGGAGCAUAGGAUUAAUGAUGAUUUUCGUGGCCCUCCGAAGAGACAAGUUAUUACUAUUCUGUGGUUCAGCUUCUCAACUAUGUUCUUUUCUCAUCGGGAAAACACGGUCAGUACCCUCGGUCGCCUCGUGCUGCUCAUAUGGUUAUUUGUUGUUCUUAUUAUAAACUCGAGCUACACUGCAAGCUUGACCUCUAUCCUUACAGUUCAACAACUCUCUUCUUCUGUCAAAGGCAUUGAAACUUUGGUUUCAAACAAUGACCCAAUUGGGUACCAGCAGGGUUCGUUUACUCGAAACUACUUGAUUGAGGAACUUGGCAUUCACGAAUCGAGACUCGUUCCACUAAUCUCAAUAGAACAUUAUGUUAAAGCCUUGAAUGAUGGUCCACAGAAGAAUGGUGUUGCUGCUAUUGUCGACGAGCGAUCGUAUGCCGAGCUCUUCCUUUCAACUCAUUGCGAAUUCAGUAUUGUUGGCCAAGAGUUCACCAAAAAUGGGUGGGGAUUUGCUUUCCAGCGCGACUCUCCUUUAGCAGUUGACAUGUCGACUGCUAUUCUACAACUGUCCGAAAAUGGGGAUCUUCAAAGAAUCCAUGAUAAAUGGUUAAUGAAAAGUGCUUGCACAUCACAAGUCUCCAAAUUUGAGGUGGAUCGACUUCAGCUCGAUAGCUUUUGGGGACUUUUUCUAAUAUGUGGAUUAGCCUGCUUGCUCGCUCUAGCGAUAUAUGUCUUUCAAAUGUUGCGCCAAUACAGCAAGCAUUACUCAGAAGAACUUGAAUCUUCUGAGCAAACCUCUCGAUCUCGAUCUAAAAGCCUGCAUAGAUUUCUUUCUUUUGCAGAUGAAAAGGAAGAUGUCUUUAGGAGUCGAUCCAAGCGACGACAGAUGCAGGAGGCUUCAGUUAGAAACAUGAAUGGAGAUAAUUCAGCAGGCAGUUCAAGAAAAUAUGACAAUUGUGAUGCUGAUGGUACGUAUUGAUGCAUAUGAUCGGUACGGGUUAGAAACAGGCAUCAUGGUUGCAUGUUGUUAGUGCUUAGUCGAUUUUCUUUAGCAACAGUAUCAUCAAGUAUCGAGAGAGGAUGAAAUUUAAGAGCCAAAAUUGUUCUUUGUAUUGUAACACUUUACAGUAAUUCAGAUCUAUUUCAGCAAUAUUUACAGAUGUAUACAUGUAUAUUAGUACUCUAACCAUGCUUCCAUAAUAAUUUUAGCAUUUUUUUCAAGA
Cucurbita pepo subsp. pepo (vegetable marrow) is the source of this 3775-nucleotide messenger RNA. The record is from RefSeq and is a predicted model, not a curated record. NCBI's taxonomy places the organism in Eukaryota, Viridiplantae, Streptophyta, Magnoliopsida, Cucurbitales, Cucurbitaceae.